UUGAAACUCCCACCAGUUAGUCAGAACUGAAGAAGCCUUUAGAGUAAGAGGUGAUCCUCCUUAAGCAUUUAGUUAAUAAUAUUUUUAAUUUAGUUAAGAAUCCAGGAUCAGAAUGCCAAACGUGGUAGCUUUGUGUGCUUUUCUACCACUCCUUCUAUUUGUCCAUGCAGAUGUUGUGGAACGAUUUGAGAAUGUCCCAGAAUGCACGAUGUUCUUUUAUAAGGAGAAGGUGCCUGCAUGGGGGGCUACCACUCCUGGUGUGGCCCGCCUCUGUCAGCGGUUUGUCAACAGGUACCACUUUGCCACGCUGUAUGACACCGACCAUCGCAUUGCUGUCUACUCUGCUUAUCAAUUCCAGCCCAGCAAUGGAGGUGGCAGGGAGAAAAGGUGGUUUGUUGAGCCUCAGCUGGUGAAUAUGUCCUGGCCAGCUGAGAUGAAAGAUGGCUACUCGCUCGGGAAGGAUAACCCUGAUAUCUACCUGGGAGAGAGGCAAGCUCUGAAUGAAGACUACACAAAUUCUGGUUUUGACCGUGGUCACCUCAACCCUAAUGGACACCAUGCAGUCCCCAGCCGUAAUGCCACUUUCACUCUGACCAAUGUGGUUCCUCAAAACCCCAAGCUGAAUCAAAACUCCUGGAUGAUCCAUGAAUCCCAGCUCACAGAUCUCUUCCGUGACAAAUGUUCCAAGGCCUAUGUGCUGGUUGGAGCCAUUCCCUCUGCAGACAAUUGGAUUGUUAAAAACAAUGUGAAGCGUAUAAACAUCCCAGAUUACCUGUGGAAUGCCUACUGCUGCGUGGACAACAAUGGCAGACCCAUUCAGAGUGGUGCUGCCACAGCAAGGAACACAGAGGACAACUGGGUGGAGAAGCUCUCUCUGGAUGAACUGGAAGAAUUCCUGCAGCAGUUCUCCAAUCAACCAGUGGGGGAGCUGUUUUAUAACAAAUGCCAUGCUUAAACAAACAAACAAACAAACAAACAAAAACAUAGGGGUACUCAACUAAAAUUUAACAAGGUCCAGUUAUAGAAAAACUUUCCGCGCUAAGGUCGGGGAGAUCACAAUGAUUACUUAGUGUGAUGUUUUUUUUAACUGCGUUUAUAUAUAUAUUUAUAUAAACACAAUAAAACAUUGAAUAGCUCAAACUUUAAAACUUUUAAACUUUUAAAUUAAAAUAAGACUCACAUGACUCAUCUCAAAAAGACCUGUUUUAAAACCUUAAAAACAAGAACUGUGUCCUCAUGUUGUUAUGAGGCAGUGAAACCAAUGUCCAUCAGUCUCACAGAUAAAAAGGUGUUUUUUUGUGGGGCUGAGUGGGAAUUGUCACUGUUGUUUUGUCAAGUGAAAUUGUAAGCGUAUUAGUGCUGGGUGACACUAUAAAUUUUGGUAUUGAUCCAAAACCAGGUAAAU
Messenger RNA from Melanotaenia boesemani (Boeseman's rainbowfish), 1405 nucleotides. RefSeq names its product endonuclease domain-containing 1 protein-like. The transcript has 5 exons. The record is from RefSeq and is a predicted model, not a curated record. The coding region runs from base 113 to 955 and encodes 280 amino acids. Gene Ontology annotation, molecular function: hydrolase activity; nucleic acid binding; metal ion binding. Lineage: Eukaryota; Metazoa; Chordata; Actinopteri; Atheriniformes; Melanotaeniidae.